Dictyostelium purpureum is the source of this 451-nucleotide messenger RNA. RefSeq lists its product as uncharacterized. The record is from RefSeq and is a predicted model, not a curated record. Bases 39 to 383 code for a protein of 114 amino acids. Lineage: Eukaryota; Evosea; Eumycetozoa; Dictyosteliales; Dictyosteliaceae. The transcript has a single exon.
AUUUCCCAAAACUUUAAUAAAAUAAAUCUUGUAUCAAAAUGUCAGAAGUUAGAAGCAACUUUAAUGAAUUAAAAGAAGGUAUUUGCCAAGGAAAAUUCUUAGAUAUGUUUGAUAAAUACUUUCAUAAUGAUGUUGACAUGUACGAAGGUGGUGAAUUAAAAGCUAAUAGAAAGGGCAAAGCAAACAAUAGAGAGUAUCAAGAAAAUUUUAUUAAAAACGCAAAAAUUAAUGAAAUUAAAAUCUUAAGAAGUAUCAUUGAUGGUGAUGUAGUUGCAUACGAAAUGCUAAUGGACUUUGAAAUUGGUGGCCAAGCCAUAAAGAAAAACCAAUGGGUAAUUCAAACAUGGAACAAUGGUCAAGUAAUUAGAGAAGAGUAUCUUUAAAUCUUAUUAAUAUAUAUGAGUUUUAAAAUAAAAUUCAAUAUAAAAUAAAGCAAUAUAAUAAAUUUAAA